GUAUUAAUAUUAACCGAGGCCUCCUAUGCUUGGGAAAUGUAAUCAGUGCUCUUGGAGACGACAAAAAGGGUGGAUUUGUGCCCUACAGAGAUUCCAAGUUGACUCGACUGCUUCAAGAUUCUCUGGGAGGUAAUAGUCAUACUCUUAUGAUAGCCUGUGUGAGUCCUGCUGAUUCCAAUCUAGAAGAAACAUUAAAUACCCUUCGCUAUGCUGACAGAGCAAGAAAAAUCAAGAACAAACCUAUUGUUAAUAUUGAUCCCCAGACAGCUGAACUUAAUCAUCUAAAGCAACAGGUACAACAGCUACAGGUCUUGUUGCUACAAGCCCAUGGAGGUACCCUGCCUGGAUCUAUAAAUAUGGAACCAUCAGAGAAUCUGCAGUCCCUGAUGGAGAAGAAUCAGUUCCUGGUAGAGGAGAAUGAAAAAUUAAGUCGUGGUCUGAGCGAGGCAGCUGGUCAGACAGCCCAGAUGUUGGAGAGGAUCAUUUUGACAGAGCAAGCGAAUGAAAAAAUGAACGCCAAGCUAGAAGAGCUCAGGCAGCAUGCGGCAUGCAAACUGAAUCUUCAAAAGCUAGUGGAGACCUUGGAAGACGAGGAAUUGAAAGAAAAUGUAGAGAUAAUUUGUAACCUGCAGCAAUUGAUUACCCAGUUAUCGGAUGAAACUGUUGCUUGCAUGGCUGCAGCCAUUGACACUGCAGUGGAACAAGAAGCCCAAGUGGAAACCAGUCCAGAGAUAAGCAGGUCUUCUGACACUUUUACCACUCAGCAUGCUCUCCGUCAAGCGCAGAUGUCUAAGGAGCUGAUUGAGUUGAAUAAAGCCCUUGCACUGAAAGAGGCCCUGGCUAGGAAGAUGACUCAGAACGACAGCCAACUACAGCCCAUUCAAUUCCAAUACCAGGAUAACAUAAAAGGUCUAGAAUUAGAAGUCAUCAAUCUGCAAAAGGAAAAGGAAGAAUUGGUUCUUGAACUUCAGACAGCAAAGAAGGAUGUCAACCAAGCCAAGUUAAACUCGUUUUGUUCAGAAGACCGUAAGAGGCAAUAUGAGCUGCUGAAACUUGAAAGAAACUUCCAGAAACAAUCCAAUGUGCUCAGACGUAAAACAGAGGAGGCAGCAGCUGCCAAUAAGCGUCUCAAGGAUGCUCUCCAGAAACAACAGGAGGUCGCGGAUAAGCGGAAAGAGACUCAGAGCCGUGGAAUGGAAAGCACUGCAGCUCGAGUGAAGAAUUGGCUUGGAAAUGAAAUUGAGGUUAUGGUUAGUACUGAGGAAGCCAAACGCCAUCUGAAUGACCUCCUUGAAGACAGAAAGAUCCUGGCUCAAGAUGUGGCUCAACUCAAAGAAAAAAAGGAAUCUGGGGAGAAUCCACCCCAUAAACUCCGGAGGCGUACAUUCUCCCUUAAUGAAGUGCGUGGUCAAGUUUCAGAGUCAGAAGAUUCUAUUACAAAGCAGAUUGAAAGCCUAGAGACUGAAAUGGAAUUCAGGAGUGCUCAGAUUGCUGACCUACAGCAGAAGCUGCUAGAUGCAGAAAGUGAGGACAGACCAAAACAACGCUGGGAGAAUAUUGCCACCAUUGUGGAAGCCAAGUGUGCCCUGAAAUAUUUGAUUGGAGAGCUGGUCUCCUCCAAAAUACAGGUCAGCAAACUUGAAAGCAGCCUAAAACAGAGCAAGGCCAGCUGUGCUGACACGCAGAAGAUGCUGUUUGAGGAACGAAAUCAUUUUGUCGAGAUAGAGACAGAGUUACAAGCUGAGCUGGUCAGAAUGGAGCAACAGCACCAGGAGAAGGUGCUGUACCUUCUCAGCCAGCUGCAGCAAAGCCAAAUGGCAGAGAAACAGUUAGAGGAAUCAAUCAGUGAAAAGGAACAGCAGCUGCUGAGCACACUGAAGUGUCAGGAUGAAGAACUUGAGAAGAUGCGAGAAGUGUGUGAGCAAAAUCAGCAGCUUCUCCGAGAGAAUGAAAUCAUCAAGCAGAAACUGACCCUCCUUCAGGUAGCCAGCAGACAGAAACCUCUUCCUAAGGAUGCCCUUCUAUCUCCAGACUCUUCUUUUGAAUAUAUCCCACCUAAGCCAAAACCUUCUCGUGUUAAAGAAAAGUUCCUGGAGCAAAGCAUGGACAUCGAGGAUCUAAAAUAUUGUUCAGAGCAUUCUGUCAGUGAGCAUGAGGAUGGUGAUGAUGACGGUGAUGAGGGGGAUGAUGAGGAAUGGAAGCCAACAAAAUUAGUUAAGGUGUCCAGGAAGAACAUCCAAGGGUGUUCCUGCAAGGGCUGGUGUGGAAACAAGCAGUGUGGGUGCAGGAAACAAAAGUCAGACUGUGGUGUGGACUGUAGCUGUGACCCUGCAAAGUGUCGGAACCGCCAGCAAGGCAAGGAUAGCUUGAGCACAAUUGAACGGACCCAGGAUUCCGAAGGCUCCUUCAAACUGGAGGAUCCUACUGAGGUGACUCCAGGAUUGAGCUUCUUUAACCCUGUCUGUGCCACCCCCAAUAGCAAGAUCCUGAAAGAGAUGUGUGACGUGAAGCAAGUACUGUCAAAGAAGACUUCCCCACCUCCCUCCCCUUUUGACCUCCCAGAGUUGAAACAUGUAGCAACAGAAUACCAAGAAAAUAAGGCUCCAGGGAAGAAAAAGAAACGAGCUCUGGCCAGCAACACCAGCUUCUUCUCUGGCUGCUCCCCUAUUGAAGAAGAGGCCCGCUGAAGUUGGAGUCAUCUUCUCUACCCCCAAUCUGGCCUGGGAGAUGCUUUCAGGUUGCAGCCAGAAGGGGUUUUUUAAAUGACUUCUCUGGAUUUCAGGUUUCUUGCUGUUGUAAAAAGGAACAAAGCAUUACUGAAAAGAAGGUAACCUUUGUUGGAUGUUGGCCCUCAGCCUCCAGCCCCAGACUACUGUUCUCUGUUCUCCAGAAGGGUACUAAGCCACCUACUAAAGAGAGAACCAACUGACUUUCCUAAUGACUCAUCAGGAAGCAGCCCUCAGUAUGGUCAAGUUCUUUCUUAUUUGUGAGCAGUUCAGGCUAUCUCCUGAUGGCUUUCCUAUCUUUUGGUUGUCUCUGUUUAAUGGAGGAGCCUGGCCUAGGAUGGAGGCCUGGCUUAGAUCUUUCACUCCACCUCAGGAAUGGGGUUGUGAUCUUUUCUGUCCUGACCCUCUCUGAAUUGUGUUUCAAUAGUACUCUUGACUGUCUGCCAUGUUGUUGAAGUAAAUGAACUAUUUUUAAAUGUUAAGUAAGUAAAUAAACCUUAGCUCAUCUACUGUUUGGGAAGAUCCUUCUGUGCUCGAGGGAGAAAUAAAAUUUCAACCUGUGUUCCUCA
Molecule: messenger RNA, 3295 nt
Organism: Cebus imitator (Panamanian white-faced capuchin)
Lineage: Eukaryota; Metazoa; Chordata; Mammalia; Primates; Cebidae
Product: chromosome-associated kinesin KIF4A-like
Exons: 23
Biological process (GO): microtubule-based movement; mitotic spindle organization
Molecular function (GO): ATP binding; microtubule motor activity; microtubule binding
Source: RefSeq, a predicted model, not a curated record